This is a messenger RNA of Trichoderma virens Gv29-8, 2693 nucleotides long. RefSeq lists its product as uncharacterized. The transcript is spliced from 8 exons. Lineage: Eukaryota; Fungi; Ascomycota; Sordariomycetes; Hypocreales; Hypocreaceae. The record is from RefSeq and is a predicted model, not a curated record. The coding region runs from base 1 to 2502 and encodes 833 amino acids.
AUGGCCGACCUUUGGGACUACGUGUCUCGCCUCGAGACCACAACUCGCACCGACGACGGAGCUUACGAUCAGGUGCUUGCCGUAUCACAGGGACUGAUCAAUGACCAUUUCGAGGCUCUUUUUGACCUUUACAAGGGCGAAUUGAGCAAACUUUACUUCAAGGAUCCCGCGAUUGGUACCUUUGAGGGCACAUUACAGGCUCCAAAGGUGCUCAUCCCUGGCGCCGAUGAACCAUCGGCCAACUUGAACGAGGUGCUGCUGCUGGUGCGCUUUGACGAUGGCUCUCUCAAGAGCGCCGAUGGUAAGACUGAGAUUGAAGACCUCAAGCACUGGACCUUUGCUGUCCGAGUCCCCGUGGUGCCAGAAGCCUUGCCGGACCCAAGCACCAUCACGGACCCAAAGAAGAGGAAGAGGGCCGAGGAGAAGCGCCAGCGAAUCCGAGAGAGAUUUGACCAUCCCGGUGAUUAUACUGUUGAGCGCUUGUAUAUGAAGCUGUCCAGCGCAAACUGGAAUAGCCUCGACAACGAACGCUCAGUGGCCGGCCUCGACUCUGAAGGGAAACCAGUGCCGUACUGGGAGUGGAAGUCCGAUGAGGACAACGUAAGCACAGCACGCCGCCUGGCCCUCUGGUUGGGCGAAUGGGCCGAUUCGUUUGAGCGCGACGCACACAACUCGCUGGGUCUGUCAUUCAAGCCGCCAACAGUUGAUUCCGUGAUGCCAUCAUACGUUCCCAGGGACGUUCUUCACCAGGUCCAUCAGUACAAGAGCGAGCCCAAUGGUGCAGAGAACGGCCAAACAGGUUUCGGGGGUGCUGGAGACUGCAACUGUCUGCUGUACCUCGAGAUGGUCCAAGGGGGGGGCGUGAAGCCCAGUGAACCCCGCCUCCUAUGGUCCGGCAACUUCGCGACGCAGCCCAGCCCUAACAACCCAGCCGUGAACGCCACUUUCCUCCUCAACCACCAGAUCUUCUUUGGCAAAUAUCUCUUGCCUGAGUUCCGAUCCCUGAACCAGGCUAUUGACGUCUACCACUACAAAUUUUACUGGGAGGUGAAGAAGCCUACUGACAACUGGCCGCUCUACCUGCCUUGGGUCAUUGGCUACGAUCCUAAUUAUCCGAGUGUAAAUGACUCCAAGUACGACUAUACCCCCAUCUAUGAUCCCAAGAAUGCCCACAAGGUCAUUUCGUACCAGUGGAACAAGGUGAAUGAGCAACCACUCCGAGUUGAGAAGAAGCCGGGCAAGAGCCACUGGGGCCGGGCGAAGACCAAAGACACCAUGAAUACCACACUGAGGUGGGACACUGGCAAUGCCGAGCUCACUUUAAGUGGCACGACUAUUGUUGAUGAAUUCGAGGAGUGGACGCACACCGAGGACGCUUGGGACAACCCAACCAGCUACAACUACGACAAGUAUACGGUAGAGUGGAGUAUCAAGAUGCGUAUUGUUCCUGAGAAUGAUACCAAUUUGGUUUCACACCUGAACAUUGUCGUCGAUCCGCCGCCUCCCGGCAAAUCCUCGUAUGUCCAAGUAACGGCAGAGCAUAACCCCUACAACAUGAAAACGCUAGAUCAUACGGCAGUGUUGACCGAGGACAUUACCACCCGCAUGACCAGAGAGCUCGACCGCAUAAUUGGCAACAUCCGAAAACAUCUCAAGGCGGCAGGCCGGUUCACAUAUCCGGGCAGCGGCACCCUGAUUUUCGAGGAUGCCGUCAUUGGUCGAUAUGGAGAUCUCAACGCCAAGGUCCGAUAUGCGAAGUUGAAACAUAAGGACUGGGUAAUCAAGGUCCCCAGAGUGGAAAGCGGGCAGCCGCCGAAAUUUGUCGAAGUGAAGCCAAAAAUCAAGACGUCGCAACCCCUCAUCUCUAGUCACAGCCUGUCGUGGUCAACAAGCCCUAUCCGGGCUCUCCAGCCCGAUCAGACCUUGACCAUCCGCGGCGUCAACAAUACCACGGAGGCCGUGCGCUUUGCAGCCAUCACAUUGGGCUUCCGCUCGGGCAAGGUCAAGGACUGCAUCUUCACGACUUCUGACUACGAGUACCAGGAGAACAAGCCUCCCGCACCUCCAUCCGAGAAAGAAACAGAGAGAGAGAAAGAGAAAGAGAAAGACAAGGACACUGACAAGACCACUGCAGGCGCCGAGAGCCACGGAUACCUAAGCAAGCUCAAGGACAGACUGACUGGCUCGGGAUCACGGUCAGAUUCCAACCCGCCGCCCAAGAAGGGCAUCGUCAAGAUCAGCCGCUCCGACGACGUACCUCAGCUCGCGACCACGGUGAACAAGACGGGCGAAAAAGAGGGCGCUGCCUCUUGGGAAAUCACCAUCGCCACGGUCAGCGGCAAGACGUUGGUGCUUCCCCCCAACGCGUGGGUAGAGGUCAGCGUCACGGCGGAGACUGCAUUUGCGCAGAUGCACCCUGUUUCCAUCAACGAGUCAAUUCGGAAUGACAAGGGCAAGGACAUUGGCCAUUUUGAUCAGCCAAUUGUGGUCCGUGUGUCUUAGGGGCUUUGGCACCGAAUGGGCGAGACUUGUGCGUAUAUGUUAGGUAGUCGUAUCAAGAAUCACGUACACGAAAUGAUGACAGGAAUGCAAAUGAUGAAUCUUUGGAAAAUCCUGAAACCCAGAAGAAAAACCCAAAAGAAAAAUGCUGAGUUUAAUACAACUGGCUUGUGGUUGAAGCAAGGUUUCGUACU